Messenger RNA from Sclerotinia sclerotiorum 1980 UF-70, 522 nucleotides. Its product is annotated as peptidyl-prolyl cis-trans isomerase. The record is from RefSeq and is a predicted model, not a curated record. Gene Ontology annotation, biological process: protein peptidyl-prolyl isomerization; protein folding. Bases 1 to 522 code for a protein of 173 amino acids. The transcript is spliced from 4 exons. Lineage: Eukaryota; Fungi; Ascomycota; Leotiomycetes; Helotiales; Sclerotiniaceae. Gene Ontology annotation, molecular function: peptidyl-prolyl cis-trans isomerase activity.
AUGUUACCUGAGAAAGGCCCAGUCCUUGACGCUUCCGGAAAGGCUACCUCCACCGUUCAAGAACAAUCUGGAAGAAUCAACUUCACCCUCUACGACGAUGUAGUCCCAAAGACCGCAGAGAACUUCCGUGCUCUUUGCACUGGUGAGAAGGGUUUCGGAUACGAGGGUUCUGCCUUCCACCGCAUCAUCCCCCAAUUCAUGCUUCAAGGAGGUGACUUCACCCGUGGCAACGGUACCGGUGGAAAGUCAAUCUACGGUGAGAAGUUCGCCGAUGAGAACUUCGAGCGAAAGCACACCCGUCCAGGUCUCCUCUCCAUGGCCAACGCUGGACCAAACACCAACGGCUCCCAAUUCUUCAUCACCACCGUUGUCACCAGCUGGCUCGAUGGUAAGCACGUCGUCUUCGGUGAAGUCGACGAUGACUCCUUGAAGGUCGUCAAGGCUCUCGAGGCUACCGGAUCCGGCAGUGGAAAGGUUCAAUACAACAAAAAGCCAACCAUUGUCAAGUCUGGUGUCCUUUAA